Molecule: messenger RNA, 2622 nt
Organism: Camelus dromedarius (Arabian camel)
Lineage: Eukaryota; Metazoa; Chordata; Mammalia; Artiodactyla; Camelidae
Gene: SYP
Product: synaptophysin
Exons: 7
Coding region: 47-985 (312 amino acids)
Biological process (GO): regulation of neuronal synaptic plasticity
Cellular component (GO): synaptic vesicle; synaptic vesicle membrane; presynaptic active zone
Source: RefSeq, a predicted model, not a curated record
CGCGCCCGCCCUUGCUAGCAGGCGCCUCCCGCCCCCCGCAUUGCUGAUGCUGCUGCUGGCCGACAUGGACGUGGUGAAUCAGCUGGUGGCUGGGGGUCAGUUCCGGGUGGUCAAGGAGCCCCUUGGCUUCGUGAAGGUGCUGCAAUGGGUCUUUGCCAUCUUCGCCUUUGCCACAUGCGGCAGUUACAGUGGGGAGCUCCAGCUGAGUGUGGACUGUGCCAACAAGAGCAAGAGUGACCUCAACAUCGAGGUCGAAUUCGAGUACCCCUUCAGGCUGCACCAAGUGUACUUUGAUGCACCCACCUGCCAAGGGGACCCUAACAAAAUCUUCUUGGUGGGGGACUACUCCUCAUCAGCUGAAUUCUUUGUCACCGUGGCCGUGUUUGCCUUCCUCUACUCAAUGGGGGCUCUGGCCACCUACAUCUUCCUGCAAAACAAGUACCGAGAGAACAACAAAGGGCCCAUGCUGGACUUUCUGGCCACAGCAGUGUUCGCCUUCAUGUGGCUGGUUAGCUCAUCGGCCUGGGCCAAGGGGCUGUCAGACGUGAAGAUGGCCACUGACCCAGAGAACAUUAUCAAGGGGAUGACUGUCUGCCACCAGGCGGGGAAUACAUGCAAGGAGCUGAGGGACCCUGUGACCUCUGGCCUCAACACCUCAGUGGUGUUUGGCUUCCUGAACCUGGUGCUCUGGGUCGGCAACCUGUGGUUCGUGUUCAAGGAGACAGGCUGGGCCGCCCCAUUCCUGCGAGCUCCUCCCGGCGCCCCUGAAAAGCAACCGGCGCCCGGGGACGCCUACGGCGAGGCAGGCUACGGGCAGGGCCCCGGCGGGUACGGGCCCCAGGACUCCUACGGGCCCCAGGGCGGCUAUCAGCCAGACUACGGGCAGCCCGCCGGUGGCGGCGGCGGCUACGGGCCUCAGGGCGACUAUGGGCAGCAAGGCUACGGCCCUCAGGGUGCGCCCACCUCCUUCUCCAAUCAGAUGUAGCCUGGUCAGUGCAGCCCGGGAGGACCCCAUGGUAGGCAAGAGCUCAGGAGAAGGCCUGCCCCCCCAACAUCCCACUCCUACACCCUGGUCUCCACCCCUCAAGCCAGGAGACCCUUAACUGUCUUUGCUGUUUAUAUAUAUAUAUAUUAUAUAUAAAUAUCUAUUUAUCUGUCUGAGCCCUGCCCCUACUCGACUCCCCUCAUGCAUUAGGGCCCAAUCUUGAAUGGACCCCUCUCUUACCCCUUCCCCUGCAUCCCUUGGCACCUCUCUGUUCCCUGGCCCUGUGCCCUGAGGUUGGGGGACUCUGAAAGGGGGUCAGGGAGGAGACAGAAGGCUGUGUGGGGAGGGUGGGUGUGACUUCAGACUCUCUCCCCUCUCUCUCUCUCCAUCCCAACUCUGGCCUCAAUUCCUCUAGCAAUGCCUGAACAGGGGCCACUAGGAAAAAUUCAACCCUGAGCAGGGGAGAAAGGCAGAGACCAGAGGAGCUUGGGACCCAAGGUGUUCUUGGAGAGAGCCUCUGGAGUAGAGGAGACUAGUAAGCAGGGAGGUUGGAUUCCAGACAUACUGGGUCUGGAGUCUCAAGAAGAGGGGUCGCCUUAGAGCAUUCUGGAGUGGGGCUUGGAAGGAGGCUGAGGGUAUGGUUCUAGGAGGGGUGGAGCUUUGAGUGAGGCAGCAGGUGGGCCAGGAGUGGGCAGGGGUUGGAGUAGAACAGGGUUCUAUGGAAGGGGUGUGACUUGAGACCUGGGAACUGGGUUUGGAAGAGUGCUGAGGGCUUGGCUGUAGGAGUGGGGUGGGGCUUGAACCAGGCAGCAGGUGAGGCUCCAGGGUGGGUAGGUCUUGGAUUGGGACCAGAAUCGAUGAAAGGGGUGUGGCUUGGAACAUUCAGGAGGCUGACUUUGAUUCUACAGGGGGCAGAUCUUGGGCAAGGCAAGAAGUGGGAUUCAGGAAUGGAUCAAACUUGAGGUGAGGUCGUGGUCUGGGUUCUAGAGGGUUCAGGGCUUAGAGUGGGGCGUGCAUGGUGUUUUCAAAAGGGGCAGCCCCGCCCCCGCAGUGGAGCAGUGAAGAAAGUAUGUUUUAGAGUAGGUAGGUUUGGCAGUGGGGAGGGCGGGGUGAGAAGCCUGGGGAAGGGUUUUGUUAGGGGUAGGGGGGAAUAUCCCUGGACAAGGCUGGGGACUGAGGUGGCCUGGGAAGAACUAAGAGGUAAGGCUUGAAGGGUAAGGGAUGGGAUCCAGAAAGAAGCACCCAGUAAAUGGGAUUUGCUGAAUCCCUUGCUCAUCCCCCGAUGGGACAGCUAGGCAAUCAGAGGACAGAGCCAAAGGGUCUGUGGGGCCGACCCACCCCUCUCCCCGCCUUCCCUUGCCUCUUCCCUCCCUCCGCACGCCCAUCCAUCCCGGGGUGGUUGGAGGCCCGGUCUGGAGCCCCUAUCCUGCACCCUCUGCUGUGUCUGUGACGUCGGUAGUGCCUGUGAUCGUGUGUUGCCAUUUUGUCUGGCUGUGGCCCCUCCCCUCUCCCCUCCAGACCCCCACCCUUUCCCGUGCCCUUCGGUAUUGUUUGAAGACUCCCUCCCCAAGGAAGAACAAAUAUGAUUAAUUCUCCUCCCCUAAAUAAACUCAACCACCUAGUCCACAGGGCUCUGA